AUGGCAUACUGUGGCCAGAGCCAAAAAGUGCAGGAGGUGAUGGUGCAGCCCAUCAACCUCAUCCUCAGAUACUUGCAAAACAGGUCUUACUGUAUUCAGGUGUGGCUUUAUGAGCAAGUGAAUAUGCAGAUAGAGGGCUGUAUCACUGGUUUUGAUGAAUACAUAAACCUUUUACUAGAUGAUGCAGAAGAGACUCAUUCUAAAACAAAGUCAAAAAAACAACUAGGUCAGAUCAUAUUGAAAAGAGAUAAUAUUACUCUCCUCCAAAGUGUCUCCAACUAG
Messenger RNA from Artibeus jamaicensis (Jamaican fruit-eating bat), 282 nucleotides. Its product is annotated as small nuclear ribonucleoprotein E-like. The record is from RefSeq and is a predicted model, not a curated record. Gene Ontology annotation, cellular component: precatalytic spliceosome; U5 snRNP; U4/U6 x U5 tri-snRNP complex. The transcript has a single exon. Gene Ontology annotation, molecular function: RNA binding. Gene Ontology annotation, biological process: mRNA splicing, via spliceosome; spliceosomal snRNP assembly. Bases 1 to 282 code for a protein of 93 amino acids. NCBI's taxonomy places the organism in Eukaryota, Metazoa, Chordata, Mammalia, Chiroptera, Phyllostomidae.